Molecule: messenger RNA, 405 nt
Organism: Geodia barretti
Lineage: Eukaryota; Metazoa; Porifera; Demospongiae; Tetractinellida; Geodiidae
Source: the annotation of a GenBank genome assembly
GAUGUCGCUCAAGAUCGAGCCAAAGAGUUACUAGAAUAUGUCGGUUUGGGCGAGCGACUAGAGCAUCGUCCGUCUGAGCUUUCGGGCGGUGAACGACAACGCGUCGCCAUAGCGCGUGCUUUAGUCAAUCAACCAAAAGUUGUGUUGGCAGAUGAGCCGACAGGCAAUCUUGACCAAAAAACAAGUGAAGCGGUGCACGAUUUACUCUGGACGCUCAAUGACCAAUUCAGCCAGACGUUUAUCAUCGUGACGCAUAAUCAGACACUCGCCCAACGCGCCGACCGGUUGAUUCAACUCGUGGAUGGGCAGGUGUUCGACCAAGUGUGACUGUUAGAGUUCUAAAUAUGUGAUAUUCAGCGAGUCGUAGAUUCGAGGAAAACGCUAUGUUGGUUUAUAUUGAUGGGG